ACAGCGCGUCGUGCCAUGGCCACCAGCCUGCUCCGUGUUGCCCCACCUGAGGAGCUGCUCAGGCCCCUGGCUGUGCCUGAGAGGCUGCUGCUCGGGCCAGGGCCCAGCAAUGUGCCCCGCCGCAUCCAGGCUGCGGGCGGGCGGCAGCUCCUGGGCCACAUGCACCCUGAAGUGCUGCAGGUGAUGGAUGAGAUCAAGGCAGGCAUUCAGUACGCCUUCCAGACACAGAACCGGCUGACCCUGGCCAUCAGCGGCAGUGGCCACUGUGCCAUGGAGGCUGCCCUCUUCAACCUGCUCGAGCAAGGUGACACCGUGCUGGUGGCCAUCAAUGGCAUCUGGGGACAGCGUGCCGCCGACAUUGCCAGAAGGCUGGGAGCCAAUGUCUAUGAGCUGCUGAAGCCCCCGGGCAAGUACUUCACUCCACAAGACAUUGAGCAGGGCCUGGUGCAACACAAACCUUUGGUACUCUUCAUCACCCACGGCGAGUCCUCCACAGGAGUCCUGCAGCCACUGGAGGGGCUGGGCAAGCUGUGUCACCGGCAUGGCUGCCUGCUGCUUGUGGAUGCAGUGGCAUCACUUGGGGGAGCUCCCAUCUUCAUGGACCAGCAAGAGAUCGAUGUCCUGUACUCGGGGUCCCAGAAAGUCCUCAACGCACCCCCAGGCAGUGCUCCCAUCUCAUUUAGUGAGCGAGCCAGGGAGAAACUGCUGAGGAGGAAGAUGAAGCCCCCGUCCUUCUACCUGGACAUGGGCUGGUUGGCAAAUUACUGGGGCUGUGACGGGGAGCCACGGAGGUACCACCACACUGCACCCAUCAACAGCUUCUUCAGCCUGCGGGAAGGCUUGGCCAUGCUGGCAGAACUGGGUCUGGAGAGUUCGUGGGAGCGACACCAAGCCAACUGCACCCAGCUGUGCCAGGGGUUGCUUGACAUGGGGCUGGAGCUCUUUGUUGAGGAGGAGAAGGCCAGGCUUCCCACCAUCACCACUGUCAGGGUGCCUGAGGGCUACAACUGGAAGGACAUCACAGCCUUUCUGAUGGACAACCACGGCAUGGAGAUCGCUGGGGGCCUGGGGCCCACGGUGGGCAAGGUCCUCCGCAUCGGCCUCAUGGGCUGCAACUCAACCAGUGGCAACGUGGACCGAGUACUUCGAGCCCUGCAAGAUGCCCUGAAACACUGCCACUGCAGCAGGCUGUGA
Molecule: messenger RNA, 1194 nt
Organism: Cinclus cinclus
Lineage: Eukaryota; Metazoa; Chordata; Aves; Passeriformes; Cinclidae
Gene: AGXT
Product: alanine--glyoxylate aminotransferase
Exons: 11
Coding region: 16-1194 (392 amino acids)
Cellular component (GO): peroxisome
Molecular function (GO): L-alanine:glyoxylate transaminase activity; L-serine:pyruvate transaminase activity
Source: RefSeq, a predicted model, not a curated record